CGGUCGAGGACGUUCAGUGCUUCCAGUCUUAUCGACCUCAGUAAGUUACAAUGAUGGUAGUAUUGCACGGCUCCAAGGUGCUCGUGUAUUUUUCAUUUUUCAGCUGAUGCAGUAAGCGCUUUCUCCUCCUCAUCUUUUUCACGAUGCAACUCUACACGCUUGUGAUGACGAUUUUGGGUGCGACAAUUGCGACUGUGAACGGCAUUCCAGUUAUUUUCCACAACAACUGCGCCACCAGUAUUGGUCUGUACAACAAUGAAUACACAGAGACAAUCAAGUCAGGAAGAAGCAGCACUCGAGACCUCCAAGAAGGCUUUAGCGGCAUGUUUCGUAAUGGGAUGAACCCUCAGGCAACUCUUGCCGAAUUCUCGGUCUCGUGGGGAUUUUUGUGGUAUGACAUCAGUAUUAUUCCCACGAGUCCACAGAGCGGGCCUGGACAAUGUUCGUCUCUGGCCGAUUGCAAAAGAGUCACCGGUGGCGUAGGUUUCAACACCCCGAUUCAAAUUGCUCCGUCCGGAUGCGCUGCAAUCACUUGCUUGGCCGACGGAUGCUCUGACGCCUACAACUUCCCAGGCGACAAUAGUAAAACCCACGCUUGCCCCAACACUACACCCAACGUCGAUGUGACUUUCUGCCCGGGAAACGCGAAGCUGAAGCGUCCUCACCGAUCGCUGCGUAGCUAGACGAGUACGAAUGGAGCCAUUUAAAUUAACUAGCAGGGCUUUGGAAUACUUUUAUAAAGGAUGACACGCACAGUGAUGACGAUUCGAGCGUUAUAAAGAUCUGAGAGAAACAAAUGAAACGAGUCCUUUGUUAUUAGUACGGU
This is a messenger RNA of Phytophthora nicotianae INRA-310, 826 nucleotides long. RefSeq lists its product as hypothetical. The coding region runs from base 144 to 683 and encodes 179 amino acids. The transcript is spliced from 3 exons. The record is from RefSeq and is a predicted model, not a curated record. NCBI's taxonomy places the organism in Eukaryota, Oomycota, Peronosporomycetes, Peronosporales, Peronosporaceae.